AUGUGGACAAAUUCACUCUCGGGCUGUCCAAGUGACGUUGAUUUGGGAUUUACAAGUUCGUUUCCAGCUCAUGCAGCAAGCAACAGCAACAACAUCGGCAUGACUCCAUAUUUGAAAGCAAAUCCCUACAACUUGGGCAUUAUGUCGAUGGAUCCGUUGCUCGGAUAUCCAGCGACGGGCAUGAGAAAGCAACGUCGCGAACGAACGACUUUCACACGCGCGCAACUCGACUACUUGGAGCAACUUUUCAUGAAAACGCGCUACCCGGACAUCUUUAUGCGCGAAGAGGUCGCUCUGAAAAUCAACUUACCCGAGUCCCGGGUGCAAGUUUGGUUCAAAAAUCGUCGUGCCAAGUGUCGUCAACUGCAAAAACAGCAUUCCGUGUCAUCAACCACAUCGACAAGUCAUGCCUCCUCCUCCUCGUCACUCAACAGCAGUUCGGUAAAAACCACAAAAACUCCCAGCACAUCCGCCUCAUCGACAUACAAGAUAAAAAUCAAGGCACCCACACCAAGCACAAGUUCCUCAACGUCGUCGCAGGGCACAUCGUCGUCGCUGCAUCGUGACUCACCGAAUUACAUUAAGCCGCACGUCACACAAAGUCACUUCAUUUCGUCAAAUAAUGCAAUUGGCAACUACUCGACGAGCGUGAAUGCAAACACCUUGUGGUUGCCAUCGUCACACUUUGAUCAUCCAACGGGAACGCAAACGACAUCUACGACAUCGCCAUGGUCUCCGAAUAAUGUGACGGCAGCACAUUACCAAAAUUAUUACGGCAACAACGAAUUUAUCAGUUCUUCGAUGACGAUGCAGUCGCAAUUGGAUCCAAUUGAAGGCGGAUGGAUCAAAACUCGCGACGACAAUUGGCUGUACAACAGUCCUCGAUGGGAGUCAUCCACGGAAAAGUAAAAAAAAUGUAAAUUUCAACUUUUUUCCUACUAAACC
Culicoides brevitarsis is the source of this 945-nucleotide messenger RNA. RefSeq names its product homeobox protein OTX2-B-like. Gene Ontology annotation, cellular component: nucleus. The transcript has 4 exons. Gene Ontology annotation, molecular function: RNA polymerase II cis-regulatory region sequence-specific DNA binding; DNA-binding transcription factor activity, RNA polymerase II-specific. Lineage: Eukaryota; Metazoa; Arthropoda; Insecta; Diptera; Ceratopogonidae. Gene Ontology annotation, biological process: regulation of transcription by RNA polymerase II. Bases 1 to 909 code for a protein of 302 amino acids. The record is from RefSeq and is a predicted model, not a curated record.